AUGACGCUGUUCGUUUGUUUUGUUCCAACGCCCUCAAAAUCUCAGCCAAAAAGGGGUUAUCUUCCUGAAGGAAAACAAUUACAUGCUCAUUUAAUAAAGUUUGGAUUUUGUCAUGUUCUUUCCUUGCAAAAUCAGAUUUUGAGUGUUUACCUUAAAUGUAAAGAAACUGAAGAUGCAGAGAAGCUGUUUGAUGGAUUGCCUGUGAGAAAUGUUGUGUCGUGGAAUAUUAUGAUUCGCGGUAUUAUUGGAUCAUGCGAUAAUGAAAAUGAAUUGGAUCGUAAGCAGCUGUGUUUUUCUUAUUUUAAAAGGAUGCUGUUGGAAAUGGUGGUUCCUGAUUAUAUAACUUUAAAUGGUUUGAUUUGUUCUUGUGCUCGGUUUUGUGAUGCUGAGAUGGGAAUUCAGUUGCACUGUUUUACAGUGAAAGUUGGAUUUGAUUUGGAUCGUUUUGUCGGUUGUGCUCUUGUUGAUUUAUAUGCGAAAUAUGGUUUUGUUGAAAAUGCUAUGAGGGUGUUUGUGUUGCUCCUUUUAGAGAUUUGGUUAUGUGGAAAUUAUGGUGAUGGCAAUGAAGUUAUGAGGCUUCUCAGAGAGAUGCUUCGGGAAGGGUUUCUUCCCGAUGAAUUGACUAUUUCCAGCGUCAUUAGUUCAUGUGGCUACGCUUCUGCCAUUACCGAAACACUUCAAGCACAUGCUUUUGCGGUUAAGUUAUCGUGUCAUGUUUUUUUUAUCUGUUGCCAAUUCUUUGAUCAGUGCUUAUUCCAAAUGUGGUAG
Molecule: messenger RNA, 768 nt
Organism: Lathyrus oleraceus (garden pea)
Lineage: Eukaryota; Viridiplantae; Streptophyta; Magnoliopsida; Fabales; Fabaceae
Product: pentatricopeptide repeat-containing protein At2g33680
Exons: 1
Coding region: 1-768 (255 amino acids)
Biological process (GO): RNA modification
Molecular function (GO): RNA binding; protein binding
Source: RefSeq, a predicted model, not a curated record